GGAGAUGUCUUCUCGGAUGUCACUCGUAAAUGCGAAUUAAUUAAUUAGUCAGAUUCGAUUUAUUCCGCACACAAAGUUUUGCAGCAAUUCGUUCCGCGACUUGUCAGACCGAAACCACCAAAAAUUUCGACGGCGCAACUUGAAAAAUUUUAGGCGCGCUUUUGCGGCGCGGACAGCGCCACCACUCGACAUACGGGAGAAUUAGAUCUAAUCGCAAUCGUCCGGAGAGAUUCGAGAGAUCGCGCUCUGUAUUAUCGCGAGAUAAUCGCGAUGUAUUUUUCUAACUAAAUGUUUACACUUCGCGUCAUAUUUCGGCGUCCGAUGUCUCAGAUAGGGUUAGAAUGAACAAAGUGUUUGUUAAAAACAAAAGAACACAUGUAAAAAUAUAUAUAUAAAUAACUUGACAUUGAUAAUCGAUCGUGUUCAAUAACUUUGUAUGUUGUGUGAUUUGUUGUGUUUGUUAUUAAAUAAGUAUAUACCUCUUGAUCCCCUUGUAAACAAAAAGUUUGCCACUCUACGUAUGUAUACACGUGAAAAAGUAACACUCUAUUCUAAAAUAAUAUUUUCUUGUCACAAUAAACAUACGUGAAUCAAUGUUUGUGCGUCGAUUAUGCAAAAAUUAGAUCGUUCUCCUUAUUUUAUGGAAUAUCUCUAAGUUUCUGCGCAUCAAUCAUGGCCUUUCCAACUCCUUUCGACGCCAGUGAAUAUUACCGAAACUUAGUGCAACAGCUCGCAAACAAUUGUAAAACGCCAAACAGAGACAUCACCGAUCCGGACUGGCUGAUUUAUUUUCCCAAGGAGCAGAACAACGAGCGGAUCUUUAAAAAAGAUCGGAAUCGAAAGUCAAGCAACAAACGUAAACAGAUUGUUCCGGGUGUGCCGCAUAUACGGUCUUCCGAAAUAUUUGAGAUCGGAAACGUAGCGGGUACGGAGAACCGAUCUCUCGAGCUGAUUUCUGCGGAAUGGCACAAUACGAAAGUCGCACUGAAGAGACACGUUUUUCCGGCGUGUCGCGACGCGAUAAAGGCAGACAUAGAAGUUCUCAGCGAGAUACGACAUCCCAAUGUACUGCUGUUAAUGGCAACAACGUAUACGGACGAGCACGGGAUCGUUUCUAUUUUGGAGCCUGUCGACUGCACAUUGUACAAUUACAUACACGAUCAAGGCGAACGAUUAAAUAUGCAAGGAAUCAUACAAAUUGGCAUAAAAUUGGCGGACGCGUUGAAAUACUGCCACAUGCGCGGAUAUAUCCAUGGCGCAAUCAGUUCCCAUUGCGUUUACUUCGCAUCCGACAGAAAUGUCAAGCUUGGUGGAUGGGAACUAGCUAGGGAAACAGCAAACGUUUACGUUGAACGUGAUUACGAAAAAUAUCUGCGACUGGAAAUUUUCAAAUGGCAAGCGCCGGAAACGUUCUACGGAUUACAUCCUAGUAAAAAAACCGACGUUUAUUGCUUUAUGUUGUUACUUUGGGAAAUGUGCACAGGCAGUGUACCAUGGAACGGAUGUGAUCAGUCAAACGAAGAACGUCACAAUUCAAUACAAAGACGCGAUAUCAGUCUAAAUUUGCAGAAUAUCCCGUCAAUUUCACCGACUCUUCGUGACUUAUUAGAGAUUGGGUUGCAAUCUGACGAAGCGAAAAGAACGUUAGACAUGGACAAAAUAAGCAGGAAACUUCACAGGCUGCUGAUGAUACACGAAGAAGAAGAAAGAGAAGCCACGUUUAUAAGUGUGCACAGUACUGGUGCUAACAUUGACAAUAGUAAGGAUUCUUUGGAAUGCACCAUUUACGAUGGUACAUUCUGUGGAAGAACUUCCUCUCCUUCGUCACCCGUACGAACUACAAUAUUCAAUCAAAAACCACUCGCCGAACAAUCACACCACACACCGACCAAAGAAAACCCUUCCAGUCGCCGUGUCAUUUCCAAAGAAAUACAAUGCAAGCUGGAUUCCAAAAUUAAUACUGAAAAACCAGAGACGUCUUCAUUGAGUAUUAUAAGUCCUGUGAAGGUGGAAAUAAAUCCUUGCGUUCAUUGUGCAAAUAUUACUAAACUAGUGGGAAACAUCGACGAGAAGAGUAACGCCCGUGCUAAUAUAAAACGACUGAAAGAACUAAUAGCUAGUAGAAGGGAACAUUUCUUCUCUGGAAACAAGCCGUUCUCUCGCUUGAGCAAAGGCCCAAAAGCUACGAGCACAAUAUUGUUAAGUGAAAAUAAUGAAAGUAAUCUCGAUAAUGAAAGUAAUAUCGAUUACGUACCAUGUAAACCAGCAAGUCACAAAACUACUAUGGAACCUAAAUGUAAUAAGUUGUUUGUUAAUUAUAACGGGAUUGCAACACAGAAGACGAAACAGGUGGUACGCCGAAAGCCACCUUACACGAAUAUGUCUGAGAGCAUUAAGCAAGCAAUAAUACAACCUCAGGUUUUGCAUCCUACUGCUGAAAGUUUUUACGAAUCAGCGUUAUGGAGAAAAGAGAAAGAAAUUUGCAUAUCACGGAUGCAUCGUGAUAGCAAAGAAUACGAAUAUUUGUCACAACAAUCAGAUAAUCAUGUUAUUGACAGUGACAGAGCCCAAUGUUCCAAACCACAUUCGACUACUAUUAAUACUACAUAUAAUGUAAUACAUGAUAAUAACACUGAAAAUAUCAAAACUGAUGCGGAAACAUUAUUGUCAAAAUCAGUGGCAUUUGAUCUGGUAUCUUCAAACAAGUCGUCAGACGACAUACGAACUGCGACAGACGCUGUUGAGCGUGCGAUGAGUUUAGUGGAACAAAAUUUACAAAACUGCAAGAAACAAUUGUUUGAAGAUCUAUAUGAAACGAAACACAACGAGAACGAAAACAUUAAAGUUAUCGAGACAUCGACAUCUGACAACGAAAAUUUUCUGGGAAUGAGUGAACUCGCAAGCCCGGAAAACACUGACAAAGCAUCUUCAGAAUACACUGACAUUUUCAAUCAAGCUUUUAUAGCAAGUAAAACGUUUAGUUUCAGCAGUAAGAUAUCAAACGAAUCUCCAAUAUCACUGUCUGAUCAAGAAUCAAAAACUAAUUUCCAAGAAAUGAAAAAUGGAAUAUUCUCUCUGAAUAAGAAGCCAAUCCCGCAGCGAGAUCAAAUAGAUUUUGAGCGGAAUAAGAAGCGGUAUAUCAACGUAGGUAGUACCACGAAAAAUAUUGUUAUAAAAGACGAAAUAAGAAGACGUUCUUUACCCGCGAGACUAAAUAAUGUGCCAGUGCCGUUCAAUUUGGAAAAUAGAAAUAAUACGGACGGUAGCCAAUUUACUCUAAAGAAUAACGACGGUACAUGUUAUAUCGACGAUGAUUACAAACGUAGAUCACAAUUAAAUUGUAAUCUGAUGCUUUUCGAUGAUUACAUAGAUUUAUCAGAGACCAUUGGAACCAUUGGAGACAGUGAAUCUCAGACGACAGAAUUGUAAAUUUUUUAUCAAUUUAAUUUGUUCUAAAUUGUAAAUUAACGUAGAUUCAAAUGUUUUUUUUUACUCAUACUCACGUUUGUAAAACUUGUUUCAUUAUAUAUCUUUAUUUAUGCCUCCUUGACAAGAUAAAAUCAAUCGAACUUUCGUUAUAUCAUAAUGAUAAAAUUAAUAUAAACACUUAAUGUAAUAAUAUUUGCUUAGUUUUUAUCGCUUAUAAUUUAUAUAAAUGCAAACAAUAUUGCACAGUUAUUUGAAACAAAAUAAAUGUUAAUAACAUCAACAACUUAUCAAAUUCAGUUUACUGUGUACACAGAUAUAAAUGAUUCAGAAUA
Messenger RNA from Pseudomyrmex gracilis, 3761 nucleotides. RefSeq lists its product as uncharacterized. The coding region runs from base 673 to 3429 and encodes 918 amino acids. Gene Ontology annotation, cellular component: kinetochore; intercellular bridge; midbody. Lineage: Eukaryota; Metazoa; Arthropoda; Insecta; Hymenoptera; Formicidae. Gene Ontology annotation, molecular function: protein kinase activity; ATP binding. The record is from RefSeq and is a predicted model, not a curated record. Gene Ontology annotation, biological process: mitotic sister chromatid separation; male meiotic nuclear division; intercellular bridge organization. The transcript has 12 exons.